Molecule: messenger RNA, 435 nt
Organism: Vicia villosa (hairy vetch)
Lineage: Eukaryota; Viridiplantae; Streptophyta; Magnoliopsida; Fabales; Fabaceae
Exons: 3
Coding region: 1-435 (144 amino acids)
Cellular component (GO): mitochondrial outer membrane
Source: RefSeq, a predicted model, not a curated record
AUGUUAGCAAAGGCAAUAGCUACUGAAGCUGGAACAAAUUUUAUCAAUAUUUCAACCUCCAGCAUUAUGUCCAAGGCGGACAGUUUGCUAGGGAGACGUGAGGGAGCAGAUGAUUCAAAUUAUGAAGCUAAGAUAGUUUUUUUUGUCCGUUGGGACGGUCUCCGCACAAAAGAAAACAACCGUGUACUUGUCCUUGUCCUCACAAAUAGGCUGUGGGAUCUUGACGAUGCUGUUUUAAGGAGCUCCCAAGAAGAUUUGUAUUCUAAUUUAUGGUCUUUCUUCAACAUUAUAUACAAAUUGCUAAUUAAUUUUCCGGAUGCUUCAAACCGUGAAAAUAUAUUUAAGAUGAUAUUAGCUAGUGAGCAUUUGUCGAUAGAUGUUAAUCUAAAAGAACUGGCUAACAAAACCAGUGGUUACUCUGGAAGUGAUCUCUAG